Lytechinus variegatus (green sea urchin) is the source of this 3748-nucleotide messenger RNA. RefSeq lists its product as uncharacterized. The coding region runs from base 551 to 2626 and encodes 691 amino acids. Lineage: Eukaryota; Metazoa; Echinodermata; Echinoidea; Temnopleuroida; Toxopneustidae. The record is from RefSeq and is a predicted model, not a curated record. The transcript is spliced from 20 exons.
UGAUGGUGGUUUUAUUGGGCGGAGAAACACUGGUAGAGAAAAUAUUAAGACACGAUAAUCGAUAGCGUCCAACCCUUAAGGCAAACUUUAUUAACUCAACAGAGCGAAAAUCGAUGAAAAAACGUCCCAUUCUGGUUAGAAGUCAUUACGCGGACAUAAAUGAACUACGUCGAUUUGGAAUGAGAUUGAUUUUUCCCUAUUUCUUUUCAUCGUUAGGAUUUCUUUUGUUCUGUAUUGAUAGCUUGAAAAGCAUUGUGUCGACAACAGUGUUAUGAGAGGAUUGAACAAGCUUUAUCAAAGGGGUGUACGUGCGAGUCAAGAAGGGGCCAAUAACACGAUGCAUAGCAACACAUGCAGCCCCUAAUUCUGUGACCGAGUUGGAAUAUUGGAUUAAUAUUUCACAUUGAUUCCAUUCAUCUAAUUUCGUUGACAACAUCAUAUACUUUCAUCGUUCGUCGACAUUUAGAGAAAAUGAUUAGCAUUGUUGUACAGGUUGCAACAAAGAUGAACAAUUCAGGCUGACAAACUCCUGAACACUGAACCUGCAACAAUGAAUUCCCUGACGGUGCGAUCCCCAGUACCCCUUCACCUCCCCCAAAUCGAAGAACGCCCCCGAACAAGAACUUCAAGGAGUAGAAAAGGGCGGCUCCCUAUCCCAGAGACUGAGUCAGGGGCGUAUCGAGCCCAUUUUAGGAGAUGGUGGGAAGAUGAAGGUCGUGCAAAAUUAUACGAGAAGGAAGAUCCAAUGAUUGCCAUCGGUAAUCGAAUCACGGAGGUACAUGAGAUGAUAACACCGAGAAACACUAGAGAAAUCACCAUAAACAGGUUGCAGACCCCUCUGAGAAAUAAAGUCAGGGAGCUCUCCAUCAUGACCCCUGCUACAUUUCGACGGACCCGACGGCAAACAGUAGAGAAAAAGUUUGACGCCGCCCAUCAUUUCUUCAAUGCAAUAAAAUCAGUACUGAUUGUCGUCACAAUAUUCAGACGAAGAAGGAGGUAUGUUCAAAGAGGCCCGAUCAGGGAUUCCUUGGAUUCAGAUAUAAGAUGUGAAGAUUACAACCAAGCUUGGUUCUCAAAUCAAGAUAAGGAGAACGCAGAUACGACUCCACAAAAGACAGUGAUUGGAUACGAUUAUCAGUGCGAUUUAAGAAUGCAGCCCAAAUAUAGGACUCAUGAACAACUUGAAAGGAUCGCUCUAAAGAUUCGAACCAUAAAAACAUUCCAGAUGUUUCCAACUAAAAUUGAAGAAGAGCUUUGUCGUAGGAUAUCAUACGGGUGCUAUGACGAUGGACGGGUACUAGCCUAUCAAGGGAGUAAUCCACGUCGCUUCUAUUACGUCAUCUCAGGACAAAUUGGUCUACUGCAUACAUACAAGUUACAAAGCGGAGAGGUUACGAAACCCGUUGGUGUUCACAAUAGUGGAUACAGCACUCCGCGAGAAGAAUUGGAGAAACGCACCCCACUCACCUCUCAUAUGGUAUGCAAGGGAAACGUCGAAGUCUUGCUUCUUGAAAUCGAGGACUUCCUUUAUCUGAUAGACCCACCGGAUGACCCUCCGAUUGACUUCUUGAGAGAACAGUCCAUGUUCCGAGAGUUUCCAGUUGAUGAGUUUCGUCAGUAUCCGGACUCCAUUCGGUCUCAGUACUAUCCACCAAACAAAGUGAUUUGUGAGGAUGCUAAUCACACCAAGUGGCUAUAUCUCGUAAUGUCGGGUGAGUGUUGUUAUCUACGCAAGCAGAACAUACCAAGCGCAUCAAACCUUGACACGCAGCCCUUGGUAGGAGGGGGUCCUCUAGGCGAGAAUAAACGACAGAGGAGACCCUCUCAUGCAAACGAAAUGAUUGAGAUGAGUAUAGCAAGAUAUGUCGCAAAGCAGCGUUCAUCUGUGCCCUAUUUACCUGAGAUCCGAACAUCUAUUGCUGAAGACACAGUGCCCACGACUAACAAUCCUCACGGUCAAUCUAUCGGAUAUCCGCCUAUUUCAAGAGAGGAUACGAGAUCUAUAUCACCGCAUAGCUUAUCGUCACGGCGAGCCAGCAUGGUGGGCUACUCACACGACCUUCCUGCCCUGGCUCGUCACAAUGACAUCGUAGAAGAUCCGCUACUUCCUCCUGAUACCCGGUCGAGGUCUAGACAGCGUCGUAGCAGCAUGUUCCUUACUGAACGGAGCCGGACGGAUGCCUCUAUAUCACGGGCUCAAACACGGCAACGCACCCAAACGUUCCCUUUUGGCGGGAGAGGGGCCCGGGGAAGGAGACAGAAGCGCGUUUUUCUUCAGCUCGGAAAGCUACAACCAGGAGACAUAUUUGGGUUAAAUGAGGUCGCAGGAACACUACGGGUGGAACCAUCAGGUGUCAGUGUGGUUAGUGGAGGGGCUGAGGUGAUCUCGAUUAGCAAACGGUUUUUCAGGCAGCAUGCUGGUGUGAUGACACUGCUUAAACUUGAAAGCAUGCUGCAAGAAUUUGUUUCGGAGGAAGAUGCAAAAGACCUUUUGCGUGAGGAAAAUACAUGGAAGCGAUAUAAGGAGGCACUCGUCAGUAAAGUCGCGACGAAAAAAGCCGAAAGGAAUUCCAGAGGCAGGAGAGGGAUUCGAGUAAAACUCAACCCACUAGCGCAGACGUUAUGACGAAUGGCUGACGGAAAUAACUGAGUGUGAUCGGUUAUAAACGAAAUAUCAGGCAUUUGCUUUUACAAGAUAAAGGCCGUCGUCAAUCGAAACGAAUUACACAGAAUGCAGAAGGGAUGAAUGCCAAUCGGAAAUUGCCGAGUAUAUAGAGACAAAAACUCACGAACAAAUUAUCCCAAUGCAAUUAAAGAGUUAUUAGAUUAAGAAACUAGAUCAAUAAAAAAUGCCGUUAUGUGAAAACAGGAAAAAGAAUAAGAUAAAUGAAUCAUUAAAAGUUAUUAACGAACUGUGAUCCCUACAUCUUUGUGGAUUUCAGUGAUGUAAUCCAUUUGCUGUAUUUUUUCUAAACUUACUCAGAAUUAUACCCCCUCUUUUAUGAUAUCGAUAUGAUAUAUUAAAGGUCCAUAUUUGAAUAUUGCAAAGGGGAAGAAUUCUUUGACAUGUUUGAGGGAAAUAAUCAUAGAUUGCAGAUAAAUCGAGUAUUAUUGCGAUUCACUUACCAAAUUGCCAUCUAAAAUUGGCAUGAUAGUCAUAGUGAUCUCAAACAGCCAUACCUUUCAGAUUUCUGUUAACUUUCAUUAGUCCAUUUUCUUAUUUUUACGCUUUCAAAUCAUUUUAUCAUCAAGGUUUGAUUUCCCCUUUGAACGGUAUAAAAUGGUGUAUAAACUUAGGAUAAAUCUUAGAAGGUGGAAUAUAAGUUAUUAUUGACAAAACUACGUAGUGUAUGUACUGUGGACAGGAUCUUAACUUCUUCCUACAGAAAAACAAAAUGACGAAUGCAGUCGGUAAUGGUGUUGUCCAACAAGUUUUUUACCCAGUUUAUGCAUGGUAAUUUAAUUAAUGAUGAGUAAACAUAUUUUCGUAAUAAUUGUUAAUUGCUCUUGUCAACAUGUUAUCAUCUAGCACCUUUUAUGAAAACGUAAUUUCAUAUUUGCUAUGUAAUAAUAAGAUAUUAUUUCAUAUCAACUUUUUCAUCAGUUUUUCAGAAUGUGUAAUUAUACGAUGUAUACCAAUAUAUAAAGAGUUAAGUGUCAAAGCUGUGUGUAAUAACACUUGGGAAUUAUUACGACUUCAUUUGUCUUAUUUUGCAACCUAAUUAACAUGAAAAAUGAUAGGGUACAU